AUGGCCUUCCGGUUCCGUGUCAACAGCAUAAUGACCGACAUCGAAAUGGAUAUACCGGUUGAGAAGGAGGAAGUCGCAGGUCCCAGUGGUGGUGUGGCUAAGACGAAAAGCGCCAACACUGAAACGGCUCACAUCGAGAUGGCCAACAACGCAAUAGCCACAGGUAAGCUUAACCAGCUAACAUACCGUACCCCUUUUAGGACAGAAGAUAACAUCUCCUACCGAAAAGACAGAGACGACUAUAUGGCCAUUGAAGACGAGGAUAAAGUCUACCCCUUGUACCCAACAGAGAACGACAGUUGGACCACGGAAAGGGAGCCCGAAUACCAUGCCAUUCACCCAUGGAUACGUAAGAGACAUAGAAUUUCUACCCAUCAUCCGAAACGGAAUCAAAGGAGGUGCAUACGUCGGCCUGGUCUCCUGUUGUACCCAGUAGAGAGCGACGGAGAGAUCAAUGAAGACGAAUAUAAACACUAUCAUCAAAAAUGGACCUCAGACAUGUACACACGUCGUCGUGUUCUCCAGAUAUCAUCGCAUGAAGAAAGCCCCUCUUUCGAACCAGAGCAUGAAAUCAGGCCCUAUAUUAAAUUGGAGCGUGCAGACAGCCACUCUGUUGAAUCGGAAUAUGAACACUGGGCUACCGAAUCAGACUGCCCUGUCGAGCCAGCGUAUGAAGACUGGUUCUCUAUCCAAUCAGAGCAUGAAGGCAGUUCCUCUGUCGGAUCAGCAUGCGAAGACUGGUCCUCUGGCGAAUCAGUGCAUGAAGACAGCUCCUCUAUCGAACCGAGGCAUGAAGUCGGUCCUCCUCAGCCAAUAGACUCUUGGCGAGCAAUGUCAUACGCACCCCAAGCCAUCAUACUCCUCAUCAUGACCCAGGCCGAAGGCUCGUUCAAUACCGCACUGAGAAAGCUCGGACUCAACUACUCGGAACGCGACAGCUUUCUAUGGAAACAUCGACAUCUCCAUGCAAACGCGGAAGACUGGAAUUAUUGCUGCAAGCACUUAUUCGAUACACAAGGCUAUGAGAUCACCCUACCAGAAGACUACAAAGGCCAUGAGCCCGUGUUGCCCCCUUUGAUCGCGCACCGCCAGAUGCACCACGCCGCUCACUUCCUGGACAAGAUGGGUCUGUGUUAUAUCAAGAACAAUGUCCUUGGCUGGGCGAACACGAAGCCGCUCAGCUGGCCCUUACACAUUCCCUUUGUAGACGACGAGUCAACCCCCGAAACUCGGCUACAGGAGGCCCUGGACUUUGAAAACAACUUGCAAGAAAUUCAGGAGUCUGAUGCCGAAGGGGUCGUGCUUCAAGGCAAUCGGGUGUAUCGUGACGAAGAAAAUGGCUUGCAGGUAAUUCAACAGUCUCAUGUCGAAAGAAUUGACUUGCAAGGCAAUCCAGAGUCUCACGGUGAAGAAAACGGCUUGAAAGUGACCCAGGAGCCUCAUAGCGAAGAAGAGCCUCUCGACGAAGAAAGCGAUUGGGAACAAACUCAGAAAUCCAAUGCCGAAGAAAGAUGCUCGAGAGCUAGUCAGGCCACUACUCAAGUAAUACAAGCGGGAGCUCCACGGCCGACGACUAUCACAGGAAGGCUAGCUCUUGCGAAAGUGAGCAAACGGUCGAAGGAACAAGCGAGAGCUAAUCGGGCGACUACUACCAAAGGAAGCCACUCCAGAGCCUACCAUGAACCUGGUGUCGAGGCAAGCCACUUGGAACACAAUCGGGGGUCCGGCGCAAAAGCAAACCACUCGAGGGGCAAUCGGGUACCUGUUGCCGAUGGAGGCCACUCUGAAGUUGAUCAGGGGCCUGGUGUCCAGGGAAGCCACUCCGAAGUCAGUCAGGUGUCUGGUGCCAAGGGAAGCGACUCACAAGACAGCAAGGAAUCUGCUGUCGAGUGCCAGGAGCAAGUUUCCGGCUCUGGUGACCAAGAACAAGGAUCCGAGUUUCAAGCUCACAAUCAAAAGAAACCACGGCAGCCGGAUCGGAUUCCUACGACUACGAGGCAGACACGGGACAAACAGAAAGAAAAACGGAAUUAUGCGAGAAACCUCGCACAAGAGGACAGCGAGGGGUGGGAGAAGGAGAUUCAGGUGCCACGAGAUGACCAUAAGAGCGACAAGUCAUUUAAUCUAUCAGGAAGAAAGAAACCAAAGGAAAAAGGCGAAAAAUAUUCCCUGAAAGGUGGAGCGCCCCGACCACGAUGA
Messenger RNA from Pseudomassariella vexata, 2199 nucleotides. RefSeq lists its product as uncharacterized. Lineage: Eukaryota; Fungi; Ascomycota; Sordariomycetes; Amphisphaeriales; Pseudomassariaceae. The coding region runs from base 1 to 2199 and encodes 732 amino acids. The record is from RefSeq and is a predicted model, not a curated record. The transcript has a single exon.